This is a messenger RNA of Lagopus muta (rock ptarmigan), 4393 nucleotides long. RefSeq names its product shematrin-like protein 1. The transcript is spliced from 2 exons. Lineage: Eukaryota; Metazoa; Chordata; Aves; Galliformes; Phasianidae. Bases 3224 to 4222 code for a protein of 332 amino acids. The record is from RefSeq and is a predicted model, not a curated record.
AGUUCACCACUGUAGUGAACCCCCUUUGCACCACGGCGGCCAUCUUGACACCAUACAGGGUCCCCUAUGGGGUCUUAUGGGGUCCCUAUGGGGUCCUAUGGGGUCUUAUGGGGUCCUUUGGGCUCCAACUGCAGCCCUUUUCCUACAUAGGACCUAUGGCAGAACCCAACUCACCACUAUAGUGAACUCACUUUGCACCACGGCGGCCAUCUUGGCACCAUAGGGGUCCCUAUGGGGUCUUAUGGGGUCCCUAUGGGGUCUUAUGGGGCCCUAUGGGGUCCUAUGGGGUCUUAUGGGGUCCUAUGGGGUCUUAUGGAGUCCAACUGCAGCCCUUUCCUAUGAGGACCCCAUAAUAGAACCCCACUCACCACUGUAGUGAACCCCCUUUGCACGACGGCGGCCAUCUUGACACCAUACAGGGUCCCUAUGGGGUCUAUGGGGUCCCUAUGGGGUCUUAUGGGGUCCUAUGGGGUCCUUUGGGCUCCAACUGCAGCCCUUUUCCUACAUAGGACCUAUGGCAGAACCCAACUCACCACUAUAGUGAACCCCCUUUGCACGACGGCGGCCAUCUUGACACCAUACUGGGGCCCUAUGGGGUCUAUGGGGUCCCUAUGGGGUCCUAUGGGGUCCCUAUGGGGUCCUAUGGGGUCUUAUGGAGUCCAGCUGCAGCCCUUUCCUAUGAGGACCCCACAGUGGAACCCAACUCACCACUAUGGUGAACUCACUUUGCACGACGGCGGCCAUCUUGGCACCAUAUGGGAUCCCUAUGGGGUCUACGGGGUCCCUAUGGGGUCUUAUGGGGGUCCCUAUGGGGUCCUAUGGGGUCUUAUGGGGUCCUAUGGGGUCUUAUGGAGUCCAACUGCAGCCCUUUCCUAUGAGGACCCCAUAAUAGAACCCCACUCACCACUGUAGUGAACCCCCUUUGCACCACGGCGGCCAUCUUGACACCAUAAUGGGGCCCUAUGGGGUCUAUGGGGUCCCUACAGGGGUCCUAUGGGGUCCCUAUGGGGUCCUAUGGGGUCUUAUGGAGUCCAACUGCAGCCCUUUCCUAUGAGGACCCCAUAAUAGAACCCCACUCACCACUGUAGUGAACUCACUUUGCACCACGGCGGCCAUCUUGACACCAUACUGGGGCCCUAUGGGGUCUAUGGGGUCCCUAUGGGGUCUUAUGGGGUCCUAGGGGUCUUAUGGGGUCCUAUGGGGUCCUAUGGGGUCUUAUGGAGUCCAGCUGCAGCCCUUUCCUAUGAGGACCCCACAGUGGAACCCAACUCACCACUAUGGUGAACUCACUUUGCACGACGGCGGCCAUCUUGACACCAUACUGGGGCCCUAUGGGGUCUAUGGGGUCCCUACAGGGGUCCUAUGGGGUCCUAUAGGGUCUUAUGGGGUCUUAUGGAGUCCAGCUGCAACCCUUUCCUAUGAGGACCCCAUAAUAGAACCCCACUCACCACUGUAGUGAACCCCCUUUGCACGACGGCGGCCAUCUUGGCACCAUAGGGGUCCCUAUGGGGUCUUAUGGGGUCCCUACGGGGUCUUAUGGGAUCCUAUGGGGUCCUAUGGGGUCUUAUGGAGUCCAACUACAGCCCUUUCCUAUGAGGACCCCACACUGAAACCCAACUCACCACUAUGGUGAACUCACUUUGCACAAUGGCGGCCAUCUUGACACCAUACUGGGGCCCUAUGGGGUCUAUGGGGUCCCUAUGGGGUCCUAUGGGGUCUAUGGGGUCCUAUGGGGUCCUAUGGUGUCCUAUGAAAUCUUAUGGGGUCCUAUGGGAUCCUAUGGGGUCCUAUGGGAUCUUAUGGGGUCUUAUGGGGUCCUAUGGGGUCUUAUGGGGUCCUAUGGGAUCUUAUGGGGUCUUAUGGGGUCCUAUGGUGUCCUAUGAAAUCUUAUGGGGUCCUAUGGGGUCCUAUGGGAUCUUAUGGGGUCUUAUGGGGUCCUAUGGGGUCUUAUGGGGUCCUAUGGGAUCUUAUGGGGUCUUAUGGGGUCUUAUGGGGUCUUAUGGGGUCCUAUGGGGUCCUAUGGGGUCUUAUGGGGUCCUAUGGGGUCUUAUGGGGUCUUUUGGAGUCCAGCUGCAGCCCUUUCUUAUAUGGGAUUUAUAGGGGAUCCCAACUCACCACUGUAGUGAACCCCCUUUGCACCACGGCGGCCAUCUUGGCACCAUAUAGGGUCCCUAUGGGGUCUAUGGGGUCCUAUGGGGUCUUAUGGGGUCCUUUGGGCUCCAACUGCAGCCCUUUUCCUACAUAGGACCUAUGGCAGAACCCAACUCACCACUGUAGUGAACUCACUUCGCACCAUGGCGGCCAUCUUGGCACCAUACGGGGGCCCUAUGGGGUCUUAUGGGGUCCCUAUGGGGUCUUAUGGGGCCCUAUGGGGUCUUAUGGGGUCCUAUAGGGUCUUAUGGGGUCUUAUGGAGUCCAGCUGCAGCCCUUUCCUAUGAGGACCCCAUAAUAGAACCCCACUCACCACUGUAGUGAACCCCCUUUGCACGACGGCAGCCAUCUUGACACCAUACAGGGUUCCUAUGGGGUCUAUGGGGUCCCUAUGGGGUCUUAUGGGGUCUUAUGGGGUCCUAUGGGGUCCUAUGGGGUCCUAUGGGAUCUUAUGGGGUCAUAUGGGCUCUUAUGGGUCCUAUGGGGUCUUAUGGGGUCUUUUGGAGUCCAGCUGCAGCCCUUUCUUAUAUGGGAUUUAUAGGGGAUCCCAACUCACCACUGUAGUGAACCCCCUUUGCACAACGGCGGCCAUCUUGGCACCAUAUAGGGGUCCUAUGGGAUCUUAUGGGGUCCUAUGGGGUCCUAUGGGGUCUUAUGGGGUCCUAUGGGGUCCUAUGGGGUCUUAUGGGGUCUUAUGGGAUCUUAUGUGGUCCUAUGGGGUCCUAUGGGGGAUACGGGGUUUCUAUGGGGUUUCUAUGGGGUUUCUAUGGGGGAUGUGGGGUUUGUAUUUGGGAUAUGGGGUUUUUAUGGGGUCUAUGGGAUCUUAUGGGGGAUACGGGGUUCCUAUGGGGGAUAUGGGGAUUUUAUGGGGUAUAUGGGAUCUUAUAGGGGAUAUGGGGUUUCUGUGGGGCAUAUAGGAUCCUAUGGGGGUCCUAUGGGGGAUAUGGGAUCCUAUGGGGUAUAUGGGGUUCCUGUGGGGGAUAUGGGGUUUCUAUGGGGUAUAGGGGGUUUCAAUGGGGUAUAUGGGAUCUUAUAGGAGAUAUGGGGUUUCUAUGGGGGAUAUGGGGUUUCUAUGCGGGAUAUAGGGUUCUUAUGGGGGAUAUGGGGUUUCUGUGGGGUAUAUGGGGUUUCUAUGGGGGAUAUGGGGUUUCUGUGGGGCAUAUGGGAUUCCUAUGGGGUAUAUGGGGUCCCUAUGGGUUAUAUGGGAUUCCUAUGGGGUAUAUGGGAUCCUAUAUGGGGAAUAUGGAGUCCCUAUGGGGUAUAUGGGAUCUUAUGGGGGAUAUGGGGAUCCUAUGGGGGAUAUGGGGAUCCUAUGGGGGAUACUGGGUCUUGUAUGGGGUAUAUGGGAUUCCCAUGGGCUAUAUGGGAUUCCUACGGGGUAUAUGGGAUCCUAUGGGGUAUAUGGGUUCCUAUGGGGGAUAUGGGAUCCUAUGGGGGAUAUUGGGUCCUAUAUGGGGUAUAUGGGAUUCCCAUGGGCUAUAUGGGAUUCCUAUGGGGGAUAUGGGGUCCCUAUGGGUUACAUGGCAUUCCCAUGGUAAAUAUGGGAUUCCUAUGGGGGAUAUGGGAUUCCUAUGGGGUAUAUGGGAUCCUAUGGGGUAUAUGGGAUCCUAUGGGGGAUAUGGGAUCCUAUGGGGGAUAUUGGGUCCUAUAUGGGGUAUAUGGGAUUCCCAUGGGCUAUAUGGGAUCCUAUGGGGGAUAUGGGAUACCUAUGGAGUAUAUGGGAUUCCUAUGGGCUAUAUGGGAUUCCUAUGGGGGAUAUGGGGUCCCUAUGGGGGAUACGGGGUCCCUAUGGGGGAUAUGGGGUCCCUAUGGUAAAUAUGGGAUCCCUAUGGGGUAUAUGGGAUUCCAGUGGGGGAUAUGGGAUCCUAUGGGGGAUAUGGGGAUCCUAUGGGAUAUAUGGGGUUUCUAUGGGGGAUAUGGGGUCCCUAUGGGGGAUGCUGGGUCCUAUAUGGGGUAUAUGGGAUCCCUAUGGACUAUAUGGGAUUCCUAUGGGGGAUCUGGGGUUCCUAUGGUGAAUAUGGGAUUCUAUGGGCUAUAUGGGAUUCCUAUAGGUUAUAUGGGGUCCCUAUGAGGUAUAUGGGAUCCCUAUGGCAAAUAUGGGAUCCUAUGGGGGAUAUGGGGAUCCUAUGGGGGAUAUUGGGUCCUAUAUGGGGUAUAUGGGAUUCCCAUGGACUGUAUGGCAUUCCUAUGGUAAAUAUGGGAUUCCUAUGGGGUUUUUUUUAGGGGGUGACAGAUGCAGCAG